AUGGUAUUAGAGCUGGAAUCUCAUUCUGAGAUUGAGUUUUUUUCUAGUUUUCUUGAUUCUAUUUAUAUCUUGAAAAUAUCUAAAGAAUCUGGAACUAAUGGAGGUAGUCUGAGCAAAAAUCAGCAAUCAAAUACUGGAGGUAUAUCUGAUCCUUAUUUCAUUGCAACAUCUGAUAAUCAUACCGCAUAUCUGGUUUCUACGGUAUUUUCUGGAACAAACUUUGUUAGAUGGAGUAGAAAUGGUAAACGUGGUUUGAUCGCCAAGAAUAAAGAAGGUUUUAUUAAUGGUGAAAUUGUGAAACCUGAUGUGGUAAGCAAGGAUUAUCAGAAGUGGAAACAUGUAGAUUUUAUGGUAGUAAGUUGGAUCUUGAGUUCUAUGAGCUCAGAAUUGGCUGAUGAUUUUGGAUAUAUUGAAUCCGCUGUAGAUUUAGGGCGAGAAUUAAAUGAAAGAUUUGGACAAACUAAUGGACCAUUAGUUUAUCAAUUAAAAAAGGAAAUUGACAACUUAAGACAAGAAAAUAUGACUAUAGUGUCAUAUUAUGGAAAAUUAAAGAAACUAUGGGAUGAGAUGCAAUGUCUACGAGUUUUUCCUUCUUGUACUUGUGGUGCUUUGAAGAAUUGUAGUUGUGAUUUUCUUAAGAAGGUUUCUGAAUUUGAAGAUGAGGAUAAGAUGAUGAAUUUCUUGCUUAGAUUAAACAGUGGAUUUGAUAAUAAAGUUACAAAUGUAUUAUCUAUGGAUCCAUUACCUAGCAUCAAUAGAGUGUUUUCAAUUGCACAGCAAAUUGAAAAACAGAAGGAAGUUAGUGGUGUUGCUAUUGAAAUCAAUGCCUUAGCAGCACAAGUUUACAGAAAUAAUUCAAGAAAUAAUGUGUACACUCAAGGCAGAAGAGACUGGAGAGAUGAGAAAAAGGACAAGAUGAAUAAACAACGUGCUCAUUGUAAAGGCAAGGGACAUACCAUUGAUCAAUGUUUCAAGAUCAUUGGUUAUCCUGAGUGGUAUAAUGCCAUCAAAGCUGCAAAGGAAGGUAAUAACGUUGCUGUUGGAGGUAAAAGUAAACCGGUGGCUAAUGUUCACACUGAAGAGAAGUAUUAUGCUAAUGAUCCUCUUGAUGAUUCAACUGGAGAAACUAGUCUGAAUACAAAUAUGUUAAAUGCAAUAUGUCAAGAAGUUAUGAGAGGAAUGAAGGGCAAACAAUCACAAUCCGGUGGUUAUGUUAAAAACAGCAGUUACUCUCUUCCCAACUUUGCAAAUAUUGUGUCAUAUUCCCUUAAUUGUCAUAUGAAUAAAUUCAGUGAAGAAUGCUUAUGGAUAGUAGAUUCUAGUGCGUGUGAUCAUAUGAUAUAUAAUGAGAGUUUGUUAAUUAAUACAAGAAAGCUUAAUAUUCCUGUGAAAGUGGGUUUACCCGAUGGAACCUGGAAGAUUGUGGAGCAUAUUGGUGAUGUGAAUUUGAGUGAUAAGUUGGUAUUGAAAGAUGUUAUACCGACUGAACAGAAUCAUAUUUCAGUGCAAUUUGCAAGUACUGGUUGUUAUUUCCGGGACCUCAAUAAAUCAGUUCUUCUUGGUGCUGGUACAAGAAAACAUGGUUUAUAUUACUUUGAUAGACACAAGAGUGUGAAGCUUACACAAAGACAGGUGACAGGUAUUGACACUGCUGUCUGUAAUACAGUGGUCAAUGAUGUACAUAAUGGUGAUAAAAUUGAGGAUAUGGCUUGUGUGUUGCCUAAUAAGACUGCUACUAGUGUAGCUCAAACUAAGAAUGAAAGUAGGAAUAGUCUGGAUUUCAUUUCUAGGACCUAA
Molecule: messenger RNA, 1797 nt
Organism: Beta vulgaris subsp. vulgaris (sugar beet)
Lineage: Eukaryota; Viridiplantae; Streptophyta; Magnoliopsida; Caryophyllales; Amaranthaceae
Exons: 3
Coding region: 1-1797 (598 amino acids)
Source: RefSeq, a predicted model, not a curated record